Molecule: messenger RNA, 702 nt
Organism: Aureobasidium subglaciale EXF-2481
Lineage: Eukaryota; Fungi; Ascomycota; Dothideomycetes; Dothideales; Saccotheciaceae
Exons: 2
Coding region: 1-702 (233 amino acids)
Source: RefSeq, a predicted model, not a curated record
AUGAACCCCGUAAAUCAUCCCUUCGGCUCUGGCAGUAAUAGAUACCAAACCUCCUCUGCUCCAUCUCACAGCACAAGAGCCGAGACGUCAUCUUCGACAAGCUCGCUCAUGCACUCUGCCCACGCAACUAAAUCCAAUUCUGGUUCAACAGCAUCUCCGGCCUCGGCUUCUGAUAAACCUACUCCCGCCAUGAUUUCUACACGUCCAUUGCUUGGGGACAUGGUUGUAUCGAUCAACCGUCAAAAGAUGUUCAGCGAUGACUCUGAGUGGACAGCCCAAUUUCUCCUGAAGGAGCUUGGACGCACGCCUUCCGGCUCGCUGUCUAUCGAUCAGCUCUUGUACGCUUGCCUUUGUGGUGAGGUUGAUGACAAGUUGCGCUGCAACAUAGAGACUGCGGGAAUCACUCUCGUCUGGAUCUUGUCAGGCACUGACCAGCUGGGUGUCAUUCGUAACGAUAGUUCGCUGAAGGCUGCCGUCGUGGAUCACCAGAACCACGGCAAGUACACUAUGCAUCUGUACGUCGUCAAGUUGAGAGAUGACAAUGUCGUCCUUCCUGAGGCACAAGUUACCUCCUCGAGAACCUUCAACCUGCCCAAGCUCUCCGCCUUGAACAAUCAAUCCAUCCUCAGCCCUGACCCCGGAGACCAGGACAAUACUCCUAAGCCGGGUUUUACUUCCACCUUUUCCCACCAAAGUCGAUAG